Molecule: messenger RNA, 1084 nt
Organism: Echinops telfairi (small Madagascar hedgehog)
Lineage: Eukaryota; Metazoa; Chordata; Mammalia; Afrosoricida; Tenrecidae
Gene: SEC11A
Product: SEC11 homolog A, signal peptidase complex subunit
Exons: 6
Coding region: 71-610 (179 amino acids)
Cellular component (GO): membrane; signal peptidase complex
Molecular function (GO): serine-type endopeptidase activity
Source: RefSeq, a predicted model, not a curated record
GCACCCGCUGGUCCUCUUGCUGGUCACGUCGCGCCCGGCUCCGGCCCGCGUCCCACUCUCCGGCCCCAUCAUGCUGUCUCUAGACUUUUUGGACGACGUGCGGCGGAUGAACAAGCGGCAGCUGUAUUAUCAAGUCCUAAACUUUGGAAUGAUUGUCUCCUCAGCACUAAUGAUCUGGAAGGGGUUAAUGGUAAUAACUGGAAGUGAAAGUCCAAUUGUAGUGGUGCUCAGUGGCAGCAUGGAGCCCGCGUUUCAUCGAGGAGAUCUCCUGUUUCUAACAAAUCGCGUUGACGACCCCAUAAGAGUCGGAGAAAUUGUUGUUUUUAGGAUAGAAGGAAGAGAGAUUCCUAUAGUUCACCGGGUCUUGAAAAUUCAUGAAAAGCAAAAUGGACAUAUCAAGUUUUUGACCAAAGGCGAUAAUAAUGCAGUUGAUGACCGAGGCCUCUAUAAACAAGGACAGCAUUGGCUGGAGAAAAAAGAUGUCGUGGGACGAGCACGAGGGUUUGUUCCUUACAUUGGAAUUGUGACAAUCCUUAUGAACGACUAUCCUAAAUUUAAGUAUGCCGUCCUCUUUUUACUGGGUUUAUUUGUGCUGGUGCACCGUGAGUAAGAAGUCUGCCUUGCUGUUUCCUGGGAAGAUGCCGUACUUUUUGUUACUGAGUGUUUGGAACAGCUGUUGGUCUGUGAUUGGUGGAAUGAAGAACAAACGUCUUGCCCUUGUUGGUCGUACUGGUUUGCAUUAGCUGUGUUUCCACACCGAGGAUGUGUGGGCGGGCACAUGUGCACCUCGGAGUGCACUCCUGGGGACUUCAGUCACAGAACUUCAGAUGUUGUCAUUGUCACACUUUCACAUUUUUGUACAUCAGUGAAUUUUUUAUAUUAAAAGGUUGAGCCAAAGCCCCCAAGUGUUUGUAUUUUGAAGCCAGGCUCCACUUCUAAAGUGCCUCCAGAGUUCUGUGGCUGAAAACGCAGCUCUGCACGAGCGUGAAGCCGCCAUUCCCCCUUACCACAGGGCCGGCCUCUACUGAGGUGUCACAAGUCUUACUUUUUCAAAAUUUUGAAUAAAAGACUUUGCACAUUUGAA